AUGAGGCUAGCGGCACUCGGCAGGCAGGCGGCCGGCAGCGGCGCGCCGGUUGCCGCGGCGGCCCCGAGGGCGCGUGGGCGCGGGACGGGUGCGGAGGGUCGGCACUCGACUGUCGACGUGAUGCUCCAAUGUUUUUCAUCCUCCGCAGUGCCGGGAGAGGCUAGCGCUGGCGGACGUCGUGAUGGGUCCAGCGGGGUGCGGGGACCACGGACAACUCAGGGCAGGAAACGUUUGGAGAAACUCCCGAGCACAAUGGCGGCGGCGCGUCGCAGGGGGAGCCCUCGCAAUCGAUAUGCUGUCGCUAAGGUCCGUUGGCCGCUGCUGCUGAGGCGGAUGCGUCCCCCGCGCCCCGAACCCCGCUAG
This is a messenger RNA of Pieris macdunnoughi, 363 nucleotides long. Lineage: Eukaryota; Metazoa; Arthropoda; Insecta; Lepidoptera; Pieridae. The record is from the annotation of a GenBank genome assembly.